Messenger RNA from Eufriesea mexicana, 1327 nucleotides. It is a transcript of the gene Wwox, whose product is annotated as WW domain-containing oxidoreductase. Gene Ontology annotation, molecular function: protein binding. The coding region runs from base 83 to 1327 and encodes 414 amino acids. NCBI's taxonomy places the organism in Eukaryota, Metazoa, Arthropoda, Insecta, Hymenoptera, Apidae. The transcript is spliced from 7 exons. The record is from RefSeq and is a predicted model, not a curated record.
AUAGUAAAUAAAUAGUGUACCCAACAAAUACAAGUAAAAUGAUUAUAGAUACAAAUUAAUUUAAAAUAAGAAUAAGAAGAAAAUGAUAGGUAUUUUAAAUGAUUCCGACAGUGAAGAUGAAUUACCACCUGGAUGGGAAGAAAUGACAACUGCUAAUGGAAAUGUCUACUACGUAAAUCACUACACAAGAGGCACACAGUGGACACAUCCUAGAACUGGUCGUACAAAGAUUGUUGAAGGGGAAUUACCAUCUGGAUGGGAAAAACGUGUGUCAGAAGAUGGUCAAGUUUUAUUUGUUGAUCAUAUGAAUCAUACAACAACAUAUACUGACCCACGACUUGCAUUUGCUACGGAAUAUAGGGAAUCAUCACAGCCUGUGAGACAACGUUUCGAUGGUAGCAGUACAGCAUUAUCUGUUUUAUAUGGUCGAGAUUUAAGAGGCAAAACUGCUAUAGUUACAGGUGCUAAUACCGGAAUAGGAUUUGAAACUGCUAGAUCAUUAGCUCUACAUGGAUGUAAAGUUAUUUUAGCUUGCAGAGAUCUAAAAAAAGCUACAGAAGCAGUAAAAAAAAUAGAACAAGAAAGAGAAAAUGUAGUAUGUGAUACAUUACAUUUGGAUUUGUCAUCAUUAUAUAGUGUUAAAGAAGCAGCGGAAAAAUUUAAGCAAAAAUAUAGAACUCUUGAUAUUCUUAUAUUAAAUGCAGGAGUGUUUGCAAUACCUUAUCAACUUACAAAAGAUGGUUAUGAAACCACAUUUCAAGUAAAUCACCUUUCUCAAUUUUAUUUCACCCUUUUAUUAGAACAACCAAUACAAAGAUGUCCCAAUUCUAGAGUAGUGAUAGUUUCAAGUGAAUCACACAGAUUUUCAUCUUUAAAAACAGUAGAAGAUUUUCAUCAAUUAACUUUAUCUCCCCCUGCAUAUAAAUAUUGGUUCAUGGGAGCAUAUAAUAAUUCAAAACUAUGUAAUAUUUUAUUUGCACAAGAAUUAUCAAAACGUUGGCCCACUGUACAUAUUUUUAGUUGCCACCCUGGUAACAUGGUCUCUUCUUCAUUGUCUCGUUAUUCAUGGACAUUACGAUUAUUAUUUACAUUUGUUCGACCUUUUACAAAAUCACUGCAACAAGCUGCCAGUACAUCAGUCUUCUGUGCAACUGCACCAGAAUUAGAAGGAGUAACUGGAUUUUAUUUCAAUAACUGUUAUCGUUGUGAUGCAUCAAAUACUGCAUUAGAUCCUGCACUUGCAGCAAGAUUAUGGUCUGUUAGCCAAGAAAUGAUCAUUAAUAUUAUGAAAAAAGACAAACUUUGGGAAACAUUAGCUUUAAAAUGA